Nilaparvata lugens (brown planthopper) is the source of this 1317-nucleotide messenger RNA. RefSeq lists its product as uncharacterized. The record is from RefSeq and is a predicted model, not a curated record. The coding region runs from base 1 to 1317 and encodes 438 amino acids. NCBI's taxonomy places the organism in Eukaryota, Metazoa, Arthropoda, Insecta, Hemiptera, Delphacidae. The transcript has a single exon.
AUGGUAUACACUAGACAGACAAAUUAUGCCAUCUGUGAUGUCAAGGUUAUUAGAGGUGCAGAGCUUAGCACAGAUCAUAAACUACUCAUGAUAGAUACCAAAUUCGCCUUACCGAAAGCAAGAAAAAGCAAGACAUAUGUUAAAGUUGAGACAGAAGAAUUGAGAAAGCCUGAAAGAAGAGACAUGUUUGAAAGAAAAAUGGAAGAAGAGCUGAUAUGGGGAGAAGAGGAAUUAGCAGGAAAAGGAAUUGAGGAGAUAUGGCAUGCCCUUAAAAUCACAAUCAUAAGAGUUGGGAAGGAAGUUUGUGGUUGUAGGAGGAUUAAAGGGACUGGAAAUAAGUGCACAAAAUGGUGGAAUGAAGAGGUUAAGGCAAGAAUAAAAGAGAAAAAAGAAGCAUGGAGAAAGUAUGUCAGAACAAAGAAUGAUGAUGACAGGCAGACAUAUGUCGAAAAAAGGAAUCGUGCUAAGGAGGCAGUGAAGAAGGCCAAAGCUGAAACAUGGGAGGAAUUUGGCAAGGAAUUGGAAGAAAACUUUCGGUACAAUAACAGGAUAUUUUGGAGUACUAUUAGAGGGUUGAGACGAAAAGCGGGGAAAAAGAUACAGAAUAUUGCUAAUGAAGAAGGAAGGAUAAUAUCUGAUCCUCAGGAAAUACUAGCAACAUGGAGACGUCAUUAUGAGGAGAAAUUUGGAGGUGGUGAGGAAGAGGACAUGGAGGGACUGGCUGAGAGGGAGAGGGAAGCAGAGGAGGAGAACGGGGAUAUAAGCAGGAUGGAAGUUGAGGAGGCAAUAAGGAUAAUGAAAAUUGGAAAGGCAGCAGGUAUUGAUGAGCUAAGCCCUGAGUACAUAAAGUAUAGAGGAUCAAAGGUCAAGUUGUAUUUGUGGGAACUAUUCAAAAAGGUGUGGCGAUACAAUGAAAUACCUGGUGAUUGGGAGAAAAAUAUUAUCAUUCCCAUUUAUAGGAAAGGUAGAACGGUGGAGUGCGACAACUAUAGAGCAAUAUGUCUUUCGUCAGUGGUGUUAAAACUAUACUCCAGGAUUAUAGAGAAGAGACUGAGAGGAGAAGUCGAGGAGAGACUGGAGGAAGAGCAAAGCGCAUUCAGAAGGGAUAGGCAGACUCAAGACCACAUUUGUGCCGUGAGAAGGGUGAUAGAAAUGUAUUUGGAAGAAGGAAGAGAAUUAUAUUUGGCAUUUAUUGACCUCAAGGCCGCAUUCGACUCAGUGCCCAGGAAAGAAGUAUGGAGUGCCAUGAGGGAGAUGGAAGUGAGUGAUAGACUGAUUCAAGCUGUACAGCACUAUAUAAAAAGACCGCUGGAGUAG